This is a messenger RNA of Dioscorea cayenensis subsp. rotundata (Guinea yam), 3160 nucleotides long. RefSeq lists its product as uncharacterized. The transcript has a single exon. The coding region runs from base 223 to 2910 and encodes 895 amino acids. The record is from RefSeq and is a predicted model, not a curated record. NCBI's taxonomy places the organism in Eukaryota, Viridiplantae, Streptophyta, Magnoliopsida, Dioscoreales, Dioscoreaceae.
AAAAAAGUAAGAGAGUUAUAUCAAAAAAGAAAAGAAAAGAAAAAAAACAAAUUCUGAAAAAGUCAAUGCUGAGUGUUUGUGUUGCCUUUGUACUAAUCAUCUUGUUUGCUAUUGGUCAAUGAAUGUUGUUCCUCAAGUCUACUGGUUUGAGUGUUUGUUCUCAGAAAGUUGUGAUUUUUAGCAAGAUUUUUGUUGCUGUUGUCUGAGAUUGGUGCUGCAUUCAUGCAUCUGUCUCUAUGGAAGCCUAUAUCUUACUGUGCAGCCAUGAUCCUGGAGAAGAAGAACAAGGACAAGGAUUUCUCUGAGUUCCAUGAAGAAUCCAAGAAGAAGAAGCAGAAGCCAUCAAUCUUGGCACAUCUUCAAGAAAUCAAAAUAAGGGAAGCUCUUGAUGAGGCUUCUGAAGAUGGGUCUUUGUUCAAGUCCCAGGAUUUGGGUUCUCAAGCCAUUGCCCCUGGUAAGGUUCUUGCUCAGAAGGAGUUCCUUUGUGCCACUGCUGAGUUCUCAAGCAUGAGCUUCAGCUCAGAAGACUCCAUCCCUGACCUUCAAGAGUCCUACAAAAGGUUCCUCACAAUCUACCCAAAGUUCAAAGCUUCAGAGAAGGUUGACAAGCUUCGUUAUGAUGAGUAUUAUCACCUUUCAGAGGCUGGUGCUAAGGUAUGCCUUGAUUACUGUGGUUUCGGCUUGUUUUCUUACCUUCAGAGCUUUCAAAACUAUGAAUCUUCGGCUUUCGGUCUUUCGGAGAUAACUGCUGCUAAUCUUAGUAACCAUGCUCUCUUUGGUGGUGCUGAAGAUGGAACUGUUGAGCAUGAUAUCAAAGCUAGAAUCAUGAAUUAUCUGAACAUUCCUGAGAAUGAGUAUGGUCUUGUGUUUACUGUCAGUAGAGGUUCUGCAUUUAAAUUGCUUGCUAGUUCUUAUCCAUUUCAUACAAACAAGAAGUUGUUGACAAUGUUUGAUCAUGAGAGUCAGUCUGUGCAUUGGAUGGCUCAGAGUGCGAAGGAGAAGGGGGCGAAGAUUUAUAAUGCUUGGUUUAGAUGGCCUACACUCAGACUUUGUUCGACUGAGCUGAGGCGGCAGUUGUCUUCGAAUAAGAAGAGGAGGAAGAAGGAUUCGGCCACCGGGCUUUUCGUGUUUCCUGUUCAGUCUCGUGUUACUGGUGCGAAGUAUUCGUAUCAGUGGAUGGCAUUGGCGCAGCAGAACAAUUGGCAUGUGUUGCUUGAUGCAGGUGCAUUGGGUCCUAAAGACAUGGAUUCGCUCGGGUUGUCCCUUUUUCGGCCUGAUUUCAUUAUAACAUCGUUCUACCGAGUGUUCGGUUCUGAUCCUACUGGUUUUGGGUGUCUUGUUAUAAAAAAAUCAGUGAUGGCAAGCAUGCAAAACAAAAAUGGUAGCACUGGAUCAGGAAUGGUAAGAAUUGUUCCUGUGUUUCCUCAGUAUCUAGGUGACUCAUUGGAUGGUCUAGAUGAUUUCAGUGUCAAUGAAGAUGAAGAAGUUGAUGGAAAUGAAGAUGUAUCAGUGACCGAUACGAAGCAAGGUUCUCAAUUGCCUGCGUUCUCUGGUGUAUUCACAUCAGCUCAAGUUCGUGAUGUGUUUGAGACUGAAGUCGAUCAAGAUAACAGCUCUGAUAGGGAUGGAGCAAGUACAAUCUUCGAGGAAGCUGAGAGUGUUUCAGUUGGGGAUGUGAUGAAGAGCCCGGUUUCCAGUGAGGAUGAGCUAUCGGAAAAUUCUUUAUGGAUCGAUUUGGGUCAGAGUCCAAUUCAGUCAGAAAACUCCAGCCAGCUGAACAAAGGUGAUAACGGUUCACCUUUAUCAACCUCAUUGUCUAAUGGAAGUGAAACUAAGUAUCACAAGCGAACAUCACCAAGAGUUGGAGCUAAGAUGUUGGACAAUCCUGUUUAUGAUGGUCGUAUUUUUUCUUUUGAUGCUGCUGUCUUGUCUGCAUCGCAAGAGCUACCGAAAUGCAAGCAAAAUUGUGCCACCAAGAUUGAGGAAGAUGCGGAAUUCACUAAUUCUAUUGUCGGGUGUCAAAAUGGUUCGGAAAGUGUAAUGGAGAUGAAGGAAAGCGCAAUAAGAAGGGAAACCGAAAGCGAUUUCAGGUUGUUAGGAAGAAGAGAUGUAAAUAGAAGAUUCUAUGGCAUCGAAGAGAAUGAUCAUCUUGCGACCAUGAGUAGAAGAGUUUCUUUCAUUUUGGAGGACAAUAAACCUGGUGGAAGACUGAGCCGGAAUUUAGAUGCGGGAAAGUUAGUCGAUAACAAUAGCAUCAGUGAUGGAGAUGAUGAUGAUGAUGAUGACACUGAAGAAUGGAACAGAAAAGAGCCGGAGAUUGUUUGCAGACAUCUUGAUCAUGUGAACAUGAUGGGUCUAAACAAAACCACACUACGGCUGCGAUAUCUAGUGAAUUGGCUAGUAACCUCAUUGCUGCAGUUGCACUUACAAGAUUCAGAAGGCAAGAAUGGUUUGCCUCUAGUCCACAUUUAUGGUCCGAAGAUCAAAUAUGAAAGAGGUGCAGCUGUGGCAUUCAAUAUAAAGGAUAAAAACGGCACGGUGAUUAACCCGGAAAUUGUACAAAGACUUGCUGAGAAGGAUGGCAUUGCUUUGGGAAUCAGCUUUCUUGGUCAUAUAAAAAUCAUGGAAAACAAUGGCAAACAACUGAAUGGAGCAGUGGACAUCGGUGAGAAUGUUUGGUGUAGACCAAUAAAAAAUGGCCGUCAUGAUACUAAGCAUGCUGUGAUCAGAGUGGAGGUUGUCACUGCCUCAUUAGGCUACCUCACAAAUUUUGAAGAUGUGUACAGAAUGUGGGCAUUUGCUGCUAAGUUUCUCGAUCCUGCAUUUGUCGAAACUGCAGGACUAUCUAGUGUUUUAGAGACUUCAGAAGCUGCAGGACUAUCUACUGUUUUAGAGACUUCAGAAAUCUAGUUCAGUUUUUCAUAUUUCCUCUCUUUCUUGUCUGACUAUGCACUGUCAAUAGCUUGUGUUCUGCAGCAAAAUUUAAUUUAUUCUUGUUCAGUUUACUAAUCUUGUAUUUUUGUUUUUUCUGAGUUUGCAACUGAUGGAGAUCUCAGACUCUCAGUGCUGCAUCUAAAUGACAUUGUAAGCUAGGAUCCUCUGUAUUUUGUGAUACUCAUUGCAGAGUGAUGAAAUUCAAGCUAGCAUCUUAAUUUUGUCA